CUCUGUCUCGGAGAGCAGAGUAGAAAGCACGAGAGGUGCGUGGCUAGGGUUUAGAAAUCUCCCUACUUCCGGAGGCGAUCUCGCCAUUCCUCUCCUUCCUCGGGGGCGCGGCCACCACCCGCCGUCCAGGUUGGUCUCGUCCUACGGCGGCGCCGGCCGGAUGGCUCUACAGGCGACGGAGCAAGGGAGCCGCCCACCUGCCAGCGACGCCGACACCGACCCUGCGCGGCGGCCGCUUGGUCCCGGUGGCAUGGGCGGCUCCAAGAGGGCCGCGGUGGCCGGCCUCCCCGACGACGCCCUGGUGGAGAUCCUCUCGCGCCUCCCCGCCAAGUUCCUCUGCCGAUCCAAGUGCGUCUCCAAGGCCUGGUGCGACCUCAUCGCUGACCGCCUCCGCUGCAGGAAGCUCCCCCUCACGCUAGAAGGCUUCUUCUAUGGCUGCGUAUACGAAUCCUGCAAUGAGGACCGCGACGAUCUGUCCAGUGAUAGUUGGGACGAAAGCGGCAGUGAGGGCAACGAUGAUGAUGGCAGUGAGGAUGACAAGGAAGGCGGCAGUGCGAACAACGGCAAAGGUGGCAGUGAGGACGGUGAUGAAGGUGGCGAAUGCAAGGGUGAGAAGUCGUCCUGCCACGCCUGUGGGCAUUUCAUAAACCUGUUGGGGAGAUCUGUGCCUCUCGUCGACCCUUCAUUCUCUGUCCUGAGGAAGCAACCUGGGAUUAAGAAUUUCACCCUCUUAGAUUCCUGCAAUGGGCUUCUCCUCUUUGGGCAGGCAUGGUGUUCCAGAUUCAGUGCUACAACAAGCUAUAUUGUGUAUAACCCUGCCACUGAACAUUGGGUGCCCGUGCCAAGCUCCGGCUUCUCAUCGAAUCCACUGGAAUACGGUGAAGACUGUGAUGACGAUGUUGAGGAAUCAUGUGUAUUGACUUGUUUGAUUUUUGACCCAGCCAUCUCCUCACACUUCCAGUUGAUUGAGUUCUGCCAUAAUCCGGGAGUUGCUUUGGUGCUAGCCUACUCGUCUGAAACUGAGAGAUGGGGUGACAGACCAAGGGAACGGCGGCGAUGGAAAAAGGGAGGUAAAUGGGAUUUGCAUAAAACCAUGUCAUCCAUGAGAGGUAGCACAUUUUUCAACAAAAUGCUGCAUUUGAUCGUCAGCCCCUACUCUAUUGGCCCUGAGCUGAUAGCUGCUAUUGAUGGGAAAGGGAAGACACGUAAGGUCAUCCAAUGGGUAGAGAAUCGUGGUUUUCCUGUCUUUGUGGGUCAAUCCAAAGGGCUCUUGCAUUGCUUGAGUGUGAGCGGGCAUCCAGAUGGCGAUUCUUGCCAUAUGACUGAGCUAUCCAUUUGGGUCCUUGAGGACUAUGAUGCAGAAGAGUGGAACCUGAAGCACACAGUGAGCUUCUUGGAGCUGUUUGGGAAAAAGAGUUGCCAGUUUGGAUCUGACUACAAUGUGACCACCAUUCAUCCAGAUCAGAAUUUGGUUUUCUUUAUUCAGCAUUGGGACUAUAAAUUGAUAUCAUAUGAUAUGGAUCGUAAGGAAGUGUGUGCUCUCCGCACUGUUGGAUGUGACUAUGGGAUUAUUACUCCUUAUGCUCCAUAUUUCUCCGAGACGCCGGUGCUCUCAAAGAAGCACUGAAACUGCUACUUGGUGAAGUCUGAUAUUCUGAACAUGGUUAGCUAUGUAAUUCCUACCAACUUGGCAGCUUGGAUAAAUCUGCUUGAAUUAUAUCAUAGGCUUUGUUGGUGCUUGGAUAUAUUUAUUUUCAUUUUUUUAGUCCAAUUAACACUGCUAGCCAGUUGUUUUUAUGUGUGUAAGCUAGCUUCAUAUGCUAGUUGUCUCAAUGAUUGUACUUCAGAAUCAUAAUCAUUGGAUCUUUUUUUUU
This is a messenger RNA of Setaria italica (foxtail millet), 1874 nucleotides long. RefSeq lists its product as uncharacterized. The transcript has 2 exons. The coding region runs from base 161 to 1627 and encodes 488 amino acids. NCBI's taxonomy places the organism in Eukaryota, Viridiplantae, Streptophyta, Magnoliopsida, Poales, Poaceae. Gene Ontology annotation, molecular function: protein binding. The record is from RefSeq and is a predicted model, not a curated record.